This is a messenger RNA of Fusarium pseudograminearum CS3096, 1023 nucleotides long. RefSeq lists its product as uncharacterized. Bases 1 to 1023 code for a protein of 340 amino acids. NCBI's taxonomy places the organism in Eukaryota, Fungi, Ascomycota, Sordariomycetes, Hypocreales, Nectriaceae. The transcript is spliced from 2 exons. The record is from RefSeq and is a predicted model, not a curated record.
AUGGCGAACGCUUCGUGUAGCGGAGGUACUCCCUUCAAGCGACUCAUCGAUCAUCAGGCCCGAGAUGUUAGCCAUCACCAGGACCGACUCACAGAUCGCGCCGGUCCUCAAGGUCAUGCUUCCUUCAGAUCCACACCACAGCAUAUGCAAGGCGCCGAUGGCUUCGGCGCAUUCAUGGAUGGCCAGUCAACACUUCCAGGAGUUCCCCAGCAUCACCACGCAGCAGGAAGAUUAGCAGCCCAUGCUGCUGUUCUUGAGCAAGGACAUCCACAUGCAUUCCAUGCCGCGCAAGCACAGCACUUCAACCAAGCACAGCACUCCCCUUCAGUAGAUACGAGUAACUGGGCAGCCGACUUCAGCCGCUUUGCGAAUCAGUCGCAGCAACGACAACCUGUCCAAAAUGGCUUCUCGCAAGCCGCGCCUCAAAUGCACCAACCAGCCCCUCAGAUGAACUUCCACACUGCAUUCAUGCAGCCCAACACUGCUUUCUCGCCUAUGUAUAAUGGUGCUCUCAUGGACAACACCGCAGCGCCGGCACAGGAAGCUGGUUUCGACGACGAAAUGUCAAAGUGGAUGGCGACCAAUGGCGGAGGAGGAAUGGAGGAAGUAGACGCCAUGAUGGACAAGAUGGCUCGCGAACUAGAACUCAACGACGCAGCGGUAGCGCAGGCCGAAGCCGAACGUGCCUCACAACAGGAAACCGUCGUCGAGCCAAGGCUGGAACCGAAUCCUCUCAAACUUGUCAUGGACGAUAUUUCCAAUCUCGCCAUCGAGGCAGAGCGAGAGGCCAUCCUUCAAGAACCUGAACCAGAACCUGUCGAGGUCGCAAAGACAAAGUCCGAAGUCGCAGACGCUGCUGAACGACUUCUCGAAUCAGUCGAGCACGAAGAUGGCGAGAAGUGGAAGAACUCGGUAUUCCUGUCUCUCAUGCGAGAUUUCCGUGAUGGGAGAAAGGACAUUAUCGACAACGAGAUCCGCGAAACGCCUGAGAACGAGACAAAUAUUGCACAAGAUGCUCAGUGA